AUGUUCUGCCAGGGUUGCGGGCUAAGCGCAAUGCGGCACCGCGACCUCGGCCCAGAGAAGAAGAAGGAACAGGGGGUACUAGGGCGGACGUCUUCAGCAACUCGUCUCUUCGACAAGUUGCGUGCACGCAUAUGUCGCAGUAGGACGCUUUUCUCUCAUCCUGAAGAGAACCUGGAUGCUACUUUACCAGAUAAUAAUGGCGAUGUUAAUGAGACGGUGAUAGGCAGUGACUGCACCUCAAAAGGUCUUUUGGACAAGGGUCUCGCGUCUUCGCCUUCACACGCGUCUGUAAUUACGGUGAGAGAAACCAAGGAAACCUUUGGAUGCCAUUUAUGCUCGUUCGAUGCUGAUAGAAUAACAGUUCUAGACAGACAUCUUCUAAACGACCACAAAAUUGGUUUGGACAACCUUCUAAAACUGGUCAUGGCAAAAACCAAAGAUGGUUUAUCAGAUGAGAUCGUUAACACUGCAAUAUAUGGCAUAAGACAGCCGUAUUACAAACCUCUUGACGAAAUAAUCGAAGAUGGGGAAUUCGUUAUAGAAACAGUGUCGCCGAAGAUAAAGAUUCUGAAACACGCAUCAACGAAUACGGAAAACCAUUGGUCCGAUUUACCCGAUCUAAAGGACAAUUGUCGAAUGAUAUCUAAAGAAUUGGAGAAAUUAAUCAAAUAUCCCAUUGAAGAAUAUGAUAAAGAAGACUUUUUACUUAAAAUGCAAACUCUAAACGAUUGUAUGUGCAAAUUCGUUGAUUCUUCAAACACAUUGAAGAAGGUUUUGACUAAAGAGUUUGAUAUGAAGCAUUCGUCAUCAGUUCGCGAUCAUUUGAAUUUGGAACAGCCGUUCUAUGAUUUAUGCUUGGGAGAGUAA
Spodoptera exigua (beet armyworm) is the source of this 867-nucleotide messenger RNA. NCBI's taxonomy places the organism in Eukaryota, Metazoa, Arthropoda, Insecta, Lepidoptera, Noctuidae. The record is from the annotation of a GenBank genome assembly.